GUGAAAUUCUCCUCUCCAUAUUCUCAUUUCCCAUAAGGCCAGCUCCAAAACAACAAUACCAUGUCGAACACUUUGAUCGUGCUACCUCGUCCCGGGGCUGCGAAGCCCGACAACACGCUGCCACCAAUCCCAGCUCCAUCUGAAGACGCCUUCAUCGAAACUUUUGGUAGCUUGCUGCCCCGAGCAUCCUAUUUGCAGACACAGAACGGAAAGGCCGCAUACUACGAGUUGCUUCCCUCGUCUCCUCCGCCUACAGACAGUACGACGACGCCUUCUCGUGUGCUUUUCGUCCACGGCGUCCAGACCUGCGCAAUCGGUCUGCAGCCAUUGGCAAGCGCGCUUUCUUCGCGAUUCCCACAUGCACACUGUGUCCUCUUUGAUCAAUGGGGCCAUGGACUUACCGAAACCCCGCUUGUUGCGCACGACGCGCCUCUUUUCCAUGCCUUGCUAGAGGCCGUGAUGGCGAAGCUUGGGUGGGAAGAUGCUCAUCUUGUUGGCUAUUCGUUUGGUGCAUCGACGACAGCAAGUUUUGCGGCUGCAAAGCCAGAACGUGUCGCCUCCAUGGUACUGGUUGCACCCGCUGGUUUUAUCCGCGAGGCGCAAUUUAACGAGGUGCAGAGGAGCUACUUGCGAGGCGGGGACGGGUUGGAGGAGAAGGCGAAAGAAUGGGUUAUUGAGUUUUUGGAGGGAGGACAAUUGGCCGUCCCUUCUGACUGGAAGGAGAGAGUGAGCCGAGGCGAAAUGGUUCCUGAAGCUGUUCGAGACUGGCAAAUGAAGAACCAUAAAGGGCAUGCUGCUAGUGUCGUCGCCAUCUUGAGAGAUGGUGGCGUCAUAGAUAAGGAUGCUGAAUUUGCUAAAGCGGCAAAGACUGGCCGCGAAUAUCUAUGCAUCCUGGGAGAGCUGGACGACCUAAGUACCGUUCAGGAUUUCCACAACGUCGGAAUGCAGAAUGUUGCUGUUGUUGCGCAGGUUGGGCAUGGAGUUGUUAGGGAAAAGGUUCCGGAGGUUGCUCGACUAAUAGAGGAUUUCUGGAAGAAGCUCUCAUAGAUGAGAUACCCGGUAGAUACGGCCAGUGUCUUAUAAAAAUUAAACAAGUCUAAUUCAAGGGGAUAUAUACACACAUGUCUUUACAUGUAAAGGAUUUUAGACAUACGAUAGCUUACGACGAUCUGUUAAUCUAUCUGUGAUGGAUUUGUAGUAGUCGAAUAUACAUACAUCUCCUCAUCACGUACUUUUC
Messenger RNA from Ilyonectria robusta, 1237 nucleotides. Its product is annotated as putative valacyclovir hydrolase. NCBI's taxonomy places the organism in Eukaryota, Fungi, Ascomycota, Sordariomycetes, Hypocreales, Nectriaceae. The coding region runs from base 61 to 1047 and encodes 328 amino acids. The record is from RefSeq and is a predicted model, not a curated record. The transcript has a single exon.